Messenger RNA from Epinephelus lanceolatus (giant grouper), 1189 nucleotides. RefSeq lists its product as uncharacterized. Gene Ontology annotation, cellular component: external side of plasma membrane. The record is from RefSeq and is a predicted model, not a curated record. Lineage: Eukaryota; Metazoa; Chordata; Actinopteri; Perciformes; Serranidae. Gene Ontology annotation, molecular function: transmembrane signaling receptor activity. Gene Ontology annotation, biological process: cell surface receptor signaling pathway; immune response.
AUGCAGUUAACACCGUUCUGCCUGGUGCUGUCCUGUCUUCAGGUCAGCCCGGACAGGUCUCAGUACUUCAGGUACGACACCGUCUCUUUGAGCUGCGAGGAUCAGUUGAAUUCCACUGGCUGGAAGGUGAAGAGGAGAACGGAGGAGGGUGGGAUCAGACCCUGCUCCUCCAGCUGGGGCACCUCCUCCUCAGGUUCGACCUGCAUCAUCAGAAACAUUUACCCAUCAGACACCGGGGUGUACUGGUGUGAAUCUGAAGACGGCGAGAGAAGCAACGCCAUCAACAUCACUGUCUCUGAUCGCGCAGUGCUCCUGGAGAGUCCCGCCCUCCCUGUGUCAGACGGAGCUGCUUUCAGUCUGCUUUGUAGAGCCGAGUCGCAAUCCUCCAACCACACGUACGAUUUCCAUAAAGAUGGCCGCUCUGUCGGCAGCAGCUCCACAGGAAAGUUAACCAUUCCCGAUGCUUCCAAGUCUGAUGAAGGACUCUACACGUGCAGCAUCCCUGGAGUUGGGGAAUCCUUGGGCAGCUGGGUGGCUGUUAAAGGUUCUCUUCCGCCUUUAUCUUCAGCUCCAACGACAGGUUCCUGUUCAGUCUCUGUUCCCAGGCUGAUAUGUCACCUAUUGGUGGGAACACCUUACCUGGUGUCCACCAUCUUACUGGGACUCAUUUACAGAGACAGGAACAGAGCAGCUCGGAUGGCCCUGGAGAGAAGAGGCAGCAAUGAUGUCAUCAUGGAAAUAGUUGUAUAGUCCUACAUACUGGUAAAAGUGGCAAAGAAAUUCAGCUUCAGUUGCACCUGGAGAUCUAUUUUUACCACUGUCCACCAGUCCAAUACCAGCAAAGACUAUAGUGACGAUUGGAGGAGUUUACAAAGCUCUGUGACGUCUAUGAAUCCUGAUAAACAUAAAUAAUAUUUCUAUGUUAGUUAUCUUUCAAACCCAAACCAGACAAAUUUAAAGCUGAAAACUGCCUUGUAACAUUUACGUUUACAUUUAUCUGGAUGAUCUUGUUUUGAGACAAACAAUCACAUACAAAUUUCGAUGUAAAUAAAGAACAUUAAGGAAACUUUUUCAAGUUUUUUUCUACAUACAGCUCAGUGAUUAGCUGUUGGACUGAUGGAUGUGUUCGGGACACCACAUCUGUAAUAGACUCCAUCUCUCCUUCACUUUCUUCCUUUUGUCUCUUACU